Messenger RNA from Mesorhabditis spiculigera, 795 nucleotides. The record is from the annotation of a GenBank genome assembly. Lineage: Eukaryota; Metazoa; Nematoda; Chromadorea; Rhabditida; Rhabditidae.
AUGCUCACGGCAUUCACGACGAGCAUCCCCACCACCCCCACCACCACGCCGUCGCUCUUCUCCCUAUCCACCGACCCGAGCCACCAGAUUGCUAUUCUUGAACUGCAGCUUCGCCUAAGCAUGCUCCAGCAAAUGGCCACGUUACCCCAGAUUCCCACCACCAUCGAGGCGCUCAACCUGCAGAUUUUGCAGAAUCAAAUGCUGAACUACUCGACCAGCUCGGCGAUGACCACCAUGGCUCCCUCGGUUUCGAGCGGUUUCCUGGCGCCUCCGACUCAACUCUCGCGCUCGGUUUCUACCUACGAGGAGCUGCUCAAAGCCGGGCAAAGUAUACCCCAGAUUAAGGUCUCAAUCCUCCGGCAACUCUGCGAAAAUGACGACGAAGACGAGGUCAUCAAGCUUGCCCCAAAGCGCUCCGUCAGCUCCCUCCCGAUCCCCGAUGUAUAUCCCCUAAAAAGAGAGCUCUCCCAAACGAGCCUCGGCACCCCGGCCGAGAUGCGGGCCAUGGAGCGUCGGCAGAAGGUGUUGCGGGAGGAAGACCUGCCGGAGAGUGUCGGACCCGACAGCCCGCUGAGGCAUCAUCCUAAGUAUCUGCGCCAAAGCAAGAACGCCGGCGACUUCGAGGUGAUAGCAGCAAUGUGCUUUGCUAGCGGCUACAUGCCGGAUGAGAUCAAGGAGCGAUAUGCUCAAAGACGCUCCGUCUCCUCCAGCCCCGAGGUCCCCAAAGCGGACACCGAGUGCCCGAUGGAGGACUUCAUCAACGGCGUCAUCUCCCGCGAACUGAUCUCAUGCGAG